Messenger RNA from Notolabrus celidotus (New Zealand spotty), 1595 nucleotides. RefSeq names its product v-maf avian musculoaponeurotic fibrosarcoma oncogene homolog a (paralog a) (gene mafa). The transcript is spliced from 3 exons. Gene Ontology annotation, molecular function: DNA-binding transcription factor activity, RNA polymerase II-specific; RNA polymerase II cis-regulatory region sequence-specific DNA binding. The coding region runs from base 356 to 1351 and encodes 331 amino acids. Gene Ontology annotation, cellular component: nucleus. The record is from RefSeq and is a predicted model, not a curated record. Gene Ontology annotation, biological process: regulation of transcription by RNA polymerase II. NCBI's taxonomy places the organism in Eukaryota, Metazoa, Chordata, Actinopteri, Labriformes, Labridae.
GCGGCUUCUAACGUGCGAGGCUGCAUUCACUCCCUUACUUUCGGCUGUUCUCCCUCUCCGCGUGCGCAAUGCAUUCAUGAGGAAAUCGUAAAGUGUUAAAUGUUUGAAAUCCAAAACCGCCGAAUUCACAUGCUGAAAAAGGACUCCGCUACUCGUGCGCGCGGCACUGCUGUGUCUGUGCAAUAGACUCUGCAAAGAAAAACUCCUCUCACACGCCUGCAAGAAGGACGCUGAAAAGCUCAUUUUUCAGUUUCAAGACAAACGCUCAAAAAUCAAACUGGCUCACGUUCUUCACAACCAACCCAGUUUGACAGCUGCGCUUCACCCCGCUUGGAGGACUGUCAGCAGCAAGAGGAUGGCAUCAGAGCUGGCAAUGAGCAACUCCGACCUGCCCACCAGUCCCCUGGCCAUGGAAUAUGUUAAUGACUUCGAUCUGAUGAAGUUUGAAGUGAAAAAGGAGCCGGUGGAGCCCGAUCGCAACAUCAGCCAGUGCAGUCGCCUUAUCGCCGGGGGAUCCUUGUCUUCCACCCCGAUGAGCACGCCGUGCAGCUCGGUGCCCCCUUCCCCAAGCUUCUCGGCGCCCAGUCCGGGCUCGGGGAGCGAGCAAAAGACACACAUAGAGGAUUUCUACUGGAUGUCCGGUUACCAACAGCAGUUGAAUCCAGAGGCGCUGGGCUUCAGCCCCGAAGACGCAGUCGAAGCGCUCAUCAACAGCAGUCACCAGCUCCAGUCCUUCGAUGGCUAUGCAAGGGGCCAGCAGUUUGCUGGGGCAGCCGGAGCAGGAGGCACCAUGGCCGGGGAAGAGAUGGGGUCUGCCGCGGCGGUAGUAUCUGCAGUCAUCGCUGCUGCAGCCGCUCAGAACGGAGGGCAACACCACCACCACCACCAUCACCACCACAGCGGCAGCCACCACCAGGCGCAGGGCGUCCAGUCCAACGGCACCUCGGGGACAAUUCACCCACACAUGCGCCUGGAUGAUCGGUUUUCAGACGAUCAGCUGGUCACCAUGUCCGUGCGGGAGCUGAACCGGCAGCUACGGGGGGUCAGCAAGGAAGAAGUGAUCCGGUUGAAACAGAAGAGGAGGACCCUGAAGAACAGAGGCUACGCGCAGUCCUGCCGGUACAAGCGGGUCCAGCAGCGGCACGUCCUGGAGGGGGAGAAGACGCAACUCAUCCAGCAGGUCGACCACCUAAAGCAGGAGAUCUCCAGGCUGGUCCGGGAGAGGGACGCGUACAAAGAAAAGUAUGAGAAGCUCAUCAGCAACGGCUUCAGAGAAAAUGGAUCCAGCAGCGACAACAACCCCUCAUCCCCGGAGUUUUUCAUGUCGUCGAGAAAAUUCCUCCAUCUGUGAUUUCCAGCCCGGUUCCUGCGUGCCCAUGGCCAAUUGAGGAGCUGCGUGCUUACAGUGACGGUUGGUUGGUCGGAGGCUCCUCUAUCACAGGGAGCUCUAUUUCUGGGUGCCAGGAUGUUGGUCUCAGUCGUCGAGGGCAGAUGAAAUCGAUCCAGAUUGACCUGUCAUGUGGAGGAGAAAAUGAAUGAGAUAGAGCGGGGGUUGCAGAGGCCAAAGCGAGAAGAAGUACAAAAACAACCUCCUG